CAUCAUGAAUUUUUUUUAAUUUUUGAAGUUUAAAACUAGAUCAAAAAUCGAAUCGAAUUGCUAAUACUUUUGCAGAUUCUUUAGAAACUUCUCCUGGUGUGUUAGGAACAUUUGUAGAUGAUGUUGGAGCUGCAGAUUUUAUUGGGUCUUUAAAUGGUUCUUUAGAUAUUACUUCUCGUGAUUCAAGAAGUUUUGCAGAUUUUGAAAAUGUUUUUGUUGGUUUUAAUUGUUUUGCAGAUUUUUUUUUAGAAAUUUCUCCUGGUGGUUUAGGAACAGUUGCGAAUGUAAUUGAAACAGUAGGUUGUGUUGUAUCUUUAGCAGAUUCUUUAGAAACUUCUUCUGGUGCUACACAAAUUUACGAACAUUUGUUGAUGUUGUAAUUAUUAAGAUCUUUCAAAAUAUUUUGUUGCUUCCAUUAAAACUUCUCUUGUUGGUUAGUAUUUUAGGUAUUCUUGACUAUCCAUUUAAAUCUAUUAAUAUCAUUAUCAUCCACAUCAUCAUCUUAUGAAAUUUAUAAAUUAAAAGUUUUAAAGCAGUAAAUCGACUUGUUCACAAAAACCUUAAAAUAAUUUUGAUAAAACAACUCUAAAACAGCUUUUUCCAACAGCUGGUCGUAAAAAAUAUUCGCGAAAUAGAUUUUUUUAACAAAAAGUUAUGCACCGACUAUGAAUAUCAGCUUAAGUUUCAAUGCAUCGCUUGCAUUUCGUGUCCACUUAUUCAGUUUAUAUGUCACGCCUGAUGAAAUUAGUACAAGUGUGAACUAAAAACCUUAAGAAUUCAGCAAAAAUCUUUAAAAGCGCGGAGACAAAAUCCUCUCACAAUAUGGAGAAUUCAAUUUUCUUUCAGGUUCCACUAGACUUUCAGUUUCUCUCUGUGUGUCACUACAUUAUCAAUUUGGGAAUUAUUUUUAACCAGGAAAAUUUAAUUACAAUCGAUGAAAGCAAUCGGACGAUCAUUAUACUGAAUAAAUUGUUCGAUUAUCUCGACAGUUCGGAAAAUGAAUCAGACACGAAAUUUCAACUGCUACACAAAAUGUUGAAGGGAACGGAUUUAUACGGUGGUGGUGAUUAUCAAGAACUAGACAUGAAAUACGUUAAUGAAACCUAUCAAUACAUCAUUGGUACUACACUCUUUGCUCACUACGGUAACAUUAACGAAUAUUUAGCUCGAGUAAUUCGACAAUCUGACGACAUAACAUAUUCGGUAUUUAAGGAAAACGUGUUUAACCACUUUUCCCAAAAUUACCAAAUUCGGGAUUAUUGUUCAAAAGAUGGCAAAACGAAUACAAAACUCACUGAUUUUGCAAUGGAAAAAAUUUUCAACGAUUAUAUUUGGCAAAUAUUUCCCGAACCAGAAUCAAAAGAAAUGAGUAUAUUGGACGUUGAUUAUAUAUAUGCAAUGAUUGGUUUAAAUAUUGUCCGUUCAACACCAGGUGAUGUACCAUUAUGUGAUUUUAAAAAUUGUCUAAUAAUUGCCCAAGAGCAUGAUUAUCAAGAAGAUAAUAAUGAAUCAACUUAUAAGAUGUUUUUAACUUUAUUCUCAACAUCCGCACUAUUUUAUUAUGCCCAUAAUGAAAAAUCACAGUUUGAUAAUCAAAUAUCCAAACUAGAUGAUAAAUUCUGGAAUGAAGCAUAUCAGAAAUUCUUUUUAUAUUUUCAUUCUUCAGUUAAUAAUUUUGUGCAACAAAUUAUUGAUAAUAAUCUUUAUGAUAAACUUCUGACUGAAAGGGAAUUGUUAAAAAAUCGUACAGUUAUUGCCAAACAAUUAUUAGCCGAUCAUUGUGGAUUUAAGCCUGAUGACAAAGAUGUGGCAUUAUUUAAGACACUACCCCAUUGGAUGGUGAAAACCACAUUUACUUCAUGUAAUGAUAUUCCACCUUUGUCAGAUUAUUAUCAGGCUCAAUUCAAGAAUGUAAAGCAGAUUUAUAAGCAAAUUGAGAGCAAUACAUUAAGACAGGUUUUAGUCGACAGUGGAUUAAUUGAAAGAAUGAGUUUAGAGGCCGUUGUAAAAAUUGUAAAAGUUUUUAAACGUAUUUCUCACUGUGAUUUAUGUCCACCGCAAAAAAUUCUAAUAAAGAAUAUUGACAUUUAUAUGAUAUUCGUUAUCAUAAAAAAAGAGGAGAAUGAAUUUUAUGCCUUUAAACAUGUGCAUAAUACUUUGACUUUGCUGAUAAAUAGUGUUGAUGAAGGAGAAUUUUCUAAAGCAAUCGUUAAUAAUUCGUUGUACAGAAUAGGAAGAAUUUCUACUUUCGAAGAAACUCUUAAAAAUGUCAAUGAAGAUUACACUUCAUUUAUUUCAAGAGUUGCAGAUAUGAGAGCAAAAGUCAUCGUGAACAGCCUAAUCACGAACUAUAAUGAUCCAACUACAGGAGAGGAAAUUUUCGGUUAUUUAAAAUUAUUCAUUCCAUUUUACACCUGCGUUGAAGAUAUAAUAGACAGUAAAGUUGUCGAAGCAAUUAUAGACUGUUCUCUAGAUAUUAUAAGUCUUAUUCCAGGUAUUGGUCAUUCAACAAAAUUUGCAAAUGGCCUGAGUAGUAGUUUAAUAAAAGCUGUAACAAAAAACUAUGUUAAAAUUGCUACCCUUGGAUUUAAGAAAGUUCUACAAUUAGGUUUCAUACAAUUAUCAAAAAUAUCAAUAACGACUGUAGCAAAACAAAUUGUCAACAUGAAUUUUUUAAAAAAAGUCACAUUCUUCUUUCUUCGACAAAUGGAUCCUGGAUUUGAACUUUGUUACCGUUUAGGUAAACAAGGCUAUGUGACACUACACAUUACGUAUAAGUUGAUGUAUAAGAGAUUUAAGAAAUUUUCAGUAAACAAAAAUCUUCUGCAAGUAUUGAAAACAAUGACGACGAAUUUGGAAAAAAUGGUAGUAACGUCUGAUUUAGGAGGAUUAGCGAGAAAGGUUCUUACUAAAAAAGUGGGAAUCAUCAAAUGAUACGAUACUAUUACCCAGGUGGGAAUAAUUAUAUUGGACCAAAAUGUGUCGAAGCUUUUGGAGAAAUUGUGGAAAUUAGAACGAUUAGAGGAAGAGAGGGGAAGUCAUACGUCAAGCGGAUAAAGACCGAGGAGCAAAAACCUUACUUUCGUGAAUUUAAUAUAAAUACGGGACAUGUUAAUAAGGAAACACUGGAAAUUGGUGUAGAUGGUAUUCUACAGAUUGUAAAGGCUGUCAAGAAGGAUAAGGGAUAUUAUGUAAAGGUUGAAAUAAUUAAUGUACCGGAGUAGUACAAUAGCUCUCUUUAUAACUUAUUUAACGAAUGAGUCAAUUACAAAGAAUACUGCUGUAAUGAUGAAAUAAAAAGAAUUUAAUCUUUAAUCGUUUGUUUAAUUACCCUAAGGAACAAAAAUUUACAAAAUGUUUUGAUCUAUAAUCAAACCCUGAGAAUUAGCAGAAGCUAAGACUUAAAAGUUAAAGAUGCUUUUAGUAAUAUUUUAGAAAUAUUUUCUGAUGCAGUUAUAGCUGCAGAAUCCUUUAGGUCUUUUAGUGGCUAUUUACACAUUGCUUCUGGAUUUUUAGGGAGAUUAAGGAAGGAUUAGUGAAUAUUGAUAAGUUAAUAAUAAGUUAAUUUUUAUUUAAGUUUAUUCUGCUGAUCGGCUAAAAAAUUAUUUGGGUAAUGCAGAAAUAUUUGAGGAUGCAGUUAAAGCUACAAAUUAAUUUGUGUCUUUUAAUGACUCUUUAGAUAUUCCUCCUGGUUUUUUUUAAAUUUGCGGAUUUAGAAUAUGUCGCUGAUGCUCCUAAUACUUUUGCAGAUUUUUUAGAAAUUUCUCUUGGUGUUUUAGCAAGAAUUGUUGAUUUAGGAAAUGUCGUUGAUGCUCCUAAUACGUUUUCAGAUUCUUUAGGAACAUCUUUUGGUGUUUUAGGAAGAUUUGCGGAUUUAGUGAAUAUCGUUGAUGCUCCUAAUACUUUUUCAGACUCUUUAGAAACCUUUCCUGGUACUUUAAGAAGUUUUUAGGAUUAAGUGAAUAUUAUUGAUGCACUAAUACUUUCCUAGUGACUCAGAAACAUCUGCAGAUGCAGUUACCCCAAAAGAACCUCAUUAGUAUUUUGGUGAAUCUGCUAAAAAUCCUCUUGGUGCUUUAGGAACAUUUGCUGAUGCUCCUAAUACUCUUAACACUUUUGCUUUAUUUCUAAUUUUUCCUAGCAUUUCAAGAACAAUUACGAAUCUACUUAAUCCAACUUGUUAUUCUAUAUCCCCAGCAGAACAUUUAAAAAUCUCCCCAAAUUUAUAUCAACAAUUUUCAAAAGUAAUAAUUCAAAAAAAUUACCUCUUUUUC
Leptopilina heterotoma is the source of this 4274-nucleotide messenger RNA. RefSeq lists its product as uncharacterized. The record is from RefSeq and is a predicted model, not a curated record. Lineage: Eukaryota; Metazoa; Arthropoda; Insecta; Hymenoptera; Figitidae. Bases 823 to 2934 code for a protein of 703 amino acids. The transcript is spliced from 2 exons.